AGCUAUAAAAAUUAUGUUCUGUCCAACAACUAAUUUAUAUAACUGUAUACACUGGUAUUUUAGUUACUUGAACAUACUAGUGCAAUGUAACAGUGCAUAGCACUUUGCUGUAUGUCUCAUUUUCACAGGCUAACGUGGUGUGAGCUCUCUGAAAAAGCCUGCAGUGGUCUGACAUCCUCAGUCCUAAGCUCUGCAUUCUCAAACCUUUUGGAGUUGGACUUUAGCCAUAAUGAUUUGCUUGAUGUGGGUGUGCAGCAUCUUGCAGAUGGCCUGAUGAGUUCGCACUGCAAACUGGAGAUUCUGAAAUUGUCUGGUUGUCAGGUAACAGAGACAGGCUGCUCUUUCUUGGCCUCAUCUCUCAAAUCGAAUGCAGCUUCCCUCCUGAAACAUCUGGAUCUGAGUUAUAAUCACCCAGGAGACCUUGGGACCAGAGAACUCACUGUUAUAAAGGAAGAUCCAGAUAUGAAGCUGAAGACACUGCUUUUGGACCAUGGUGGAGAGCAUCGGUUAAAGCCGGGGAUAAAGAAGUAUGGUGUAGAACUGAAGUUUGACGAAACUACGGCGAGCAAAAGGCUUAUCCUAGAAGGAGACAGGAAAGUAAAAACUGUAAAGAAUGUAGAGGAUAAACCUGCACGACCUGAAAAUGAGGACAGGUUCAAGAGGUCUCAGGUGUUUUGCGUCGAGGGACUGAAAGGUGUCUGCUACUGGGAAGUUGAACGGAGUGGGACGGUCUGCAUUGCUGCAGCAUACGAAAGAGUGGGUAGAAAUUGGGACAGUAGUGGUGGCCUAGGAUGCAAUGAGUUGUCCUGGGGUCUGUACUGCUCUAAGACUAAAUGCACUGCCUUGCAUGGGAAGACAUCAACAAAGCUGGAAUUACCUUCCAGUAAAAAAAUAGCAGUGCUCUUGGAUUGGGAAGGUGGAAUUCUGAGUUAUUACAGUGUUUCAUCAGAAAAGCUGAGCCUCAUACACACCUUCCAUGCAAAAUUCACAGAGCCACUCUUCCCAGCAUUCUGGUUUAAAACAGGCUCUGUGACCUUAUGUGAGAUAAACUAAAUCACUGUGGUUGAAACAGGUUUGAUAAACUGAUCACCACAGAUGUUCUUCGUAUUUCAUUCAAUUAACAUUUCAGUUCCUUAACAUGAAAAAUUACUUUGCUGUUUUUCUCUUUUAGAUGUGACUUGUUUAUAAAUGAUAAUAAAGAAAAAAGAACAAUGUAAAAAGAAAACUAAGCUUUUGCAAUAUCAUAAAGUUACAUUUGCACAACAUCCAGAGGUCCUUAAAACGCACUAACCCAUGGCAGUUGUAGAUCUGCUAUGAUACAGGCAGCUCUGUAUGUCAAAAUAACGGACAGUCGCUGAUUUCACUCAUUUCUUUCUAAAACUUGUUUGUGUUUCCUUGUUUAAUCACUUAUAUUUUUCUAAGUGUAAGAUAUCCUGAUAUCCUGAUAACGAUGAUGAAUAUUACGAGUUUCAAGUAUGUUUUUUUUUUUUUUUUUUACUUCAGUUCUGCCUUGUUCUUGUUUUCAUUACUUUAAUUUUAUAUUUUAUAAAUGACAAUAAAGCAGAACAUGUACAAGAAAGAAUACAUAACUGUAUCCCUGUCAAAUAAUACUUACAUUUCCUCUUGAACAUUGACAUUUUUUUGGUUUUUUGUUUUCACUUUCUAAUGAAAAGAUAGCUAACGUUUAAAUUAACAGUGAGGUAAAAUGGAUGGAUCGUUUUAUUGUCAGUAUCAUCAGCAGUGAAGACUGAUGGUCAUAUAUAACUGUACAUACAGAAACCUGACUUUUUGAUAUACAUAGAUAUAAAAAAAAUAAAUCCACUGAUUAAGGUCAGACUGUGCUUGAGAAAUUGAUGAAAAAAUAAUUUUGUUUUACCAAGUUUGAAAAAGAGAGAGAGAAAAAGAUAAGGAAAGCGAGAGGCUUCAAUAGUAAAAAUUUAUGGAGAGUUGAUCCCAAAGCCAAAUAAAUGUAUGCCAAAAAAUAUCAAAAUGUCACACCUCACAGACUUGUUAAGGACAAAUUACUCACAUUUGACUUUGGCUCACAUCACAGGAUUAGGUUUUUAUCAGGUGUGUUUCUUAACUGAUACAUCUGGAAACUUGAACACAAAAACACUUCUGAAUGUCACCCGAUGAGUGUUGUGGUUGGACUGUAUCUACUGCCUUAGUCUUUAUCUUCCUAAUUAUGUGUCAGUUGAUCGCUUGUCCAGGUGGUAUGUUCCUACAUCCACGUCUGUCUUUGUCUCUGUCCAAAUUUCUUUUUUCAUUCACGCUUUCUAACAUAAUUUCAGUCGAGCGGCUGUCAGACACAAUUUAUUUCUCUUCUCUUCCAUCUGGAUCCUGAUCAAACUUUACUGUGUUACACUGUGAAGAAGCCUGGUUGACUAUAGGAAUAAUUAGGGGAGUAAUGGCAGCUGCAGUCUUGGUAUCCAGGUCUCAAACACAUGCACAAUCAUAGACAUUUACAGUACAAUAAUGUGAUGUUAAAACAGCCCAUUUCCCCUGACACAUACGGUUAUAUUCAUGGCAGUUGAGUCUGUUGGGAGUGAUUAUUUCCAUCGGUGUCCACCGGACUGUAAGAAGAGAAGAGAAAAACUGAAAUAAAGACCUUUUGCAUUUACAGUAAGGUAAGCUUAGCAGCUUCCAUGUCCAAAAUUGUCUAAACCUUCUUAAUGUUAAAUUUGACUACUUUAUUUCAUUCUUUCCUCCCUAAUCUUUGCUUAAAGUUACAGAGCAUAACCAGUGAUUUAUUUCCUUUUUAGUUUGUGACCAGUUUGAGCCUUUCUGGUUAAUCAAAGAGUAAAGAAACAAUAUUUCAAAUAUUCUAAAAAUCACUGUUAAAACUAAACAUCCUUACAGUGGGGACAGUUUGCAUACUACUCAAGACACAGAUUGUUUACUUAAAAUUGGCACAGGCCAUUGUGCAUUUUAACAUUAUAUUAUUGUAUGCAUCCAUCUUUUUUUUGUUUGGUUUUUUGUUUUGUUUUACCAAAAUUCGCAUCCAAGCUGGCAUGUUUGGGCAUUUUAAUGUAGGAGGCAAUGAAUUACACAUAUAAUAUAGGAGUGGAUGGUGGCUAGAAUGAAAGCAGUUACAAAGGAAGGGAUGGAAGUAGAAGAGAAAGGAAGCAUCUGGGACAAUGUGGCAACGAGCGAACUGAAGGCCUUUUUGCACCACAAUCCAAUUCAUUGUUUCCAUAAACCUAUUUUUUGACUGAGUCUGUGAAGAGCCUUAAAGAAAAUCACAAUAAAAAAUUUAGUUCCAGUUCUCACAUCACGGGCCUUAUAAAAGCAACAGACCUGUUUGAUUUGCUUAGGAUCUCUCCUGUUUCUGCUUCUUUCACUCCAUACUAUUGAUCUGCUGCAGCUAAUUGACAACACAUUUAGGGCCCCUCACGCUCUUUCUGUCUCACUCUGCAUCAGUCUCUUAAGAUUUGUUUUGAUUAGAGAGCUGCCUGAGCACGCUUUGAGUUGAAUGAAUGAAUGGUUUGUGUGGGUUUACAACAGACUUUGUGAGAAAUGUGUGGACGUCUCUGCUUUUGAACUGGAAAAUGUACAUUCCUUUUGCAAUGAUCAAAAAACCUUUUAAAACCCCACAGGCCCUGUUAAAUGAUUAUGUUGACCUUUUUAAUAGUGUAUGAGCAUCUACUGACUAAUACAACAUUUAAUUAAUUUUGGCUGAUUUCCAGAAGUAAAGGUUUUUAAACUCAUCAGGCAAUGGAUAAUCUAGUCAUGGCAGCAAUAAUGAGUUGUGUUGUUGAGGAUACAUGGAACUUUUGCUUUUGUAAAAACUGUUGUUUUUGCUGCUUCUAACCUUUGUUAGCUGCUGUUAGCUGGCUGUUGGUAGCUGCUGUUAUUGAAACAUUCUUUGAAGUGUUUGGACUGUGAUGAUUAGUGAAUAAACUCUCAUAUGGUGUGAGACUGUAAUUAAACUAUAUCGGAGAGAAAGAGAGAUUUGUAGGAUACUCAAGCCUAACAUUAGCUAACAUGUUAGCUUAAAACAGCUGUUGUUGUUUAGCUGUCAGCUGUCUGGAGACAGGAGGGUUGCAUUUCUAAUCCAGUGCAUUCCAACCACUGUGCUGCGGCACAUAGGUGUGCUGUGAGAAAUGAUCAGUUGUCUCGUGGAAGAUUAUCUGGUUCCACCUGGUACUCUAAGCAAUCAGCGUGAGUAACAGGCAGAAAAUUACAUUAGCUUUCACUAGAGGGCAGUACUACCUGCUCUAAUUAAAUUGGUUGCAAACUGCCAGUAAAACAGAAGAAAUUACAUAAUAGUCAUGCUGUGAGUGAGACAAUGCAGCACGUAAUAACAAUAGAUAAAUAUUUGAAAGGAAAAAGUAGUCAAUCUGACCUGGGUCCUGACCUUUUUAUCACGAGGCUGAUGGUGCAGAUACAAACUGAAAUACCCCCCAAGAAGCCUUCUCUGCCUAGCCAUAUGCAUAAAACACAAUUAGUCAGAAAAGGGAUAUCUUUCCCAGGACACUGUAUUUAAAUAUGAUGGGGAAUAUAGUGGCUUCCAAAAACUGAACCUAUGUAUUUUUAGUGGAUUAAUUUGUUAAUUCAAAAUUUGUUUGAAGAUCUGAAACUUCUAUGUGACAAAAAUGUAAGAAAAGAAGUCAGGAAGAGGAAAAGGACUUUUUCACAGUACUCUCUGUGUUUCUGCAGACUGCAGCAGCCCACCUCUGCCCUCCACAGAUGAGCCACAACCACACCCUGGUCUAUGGAGUUUAUGAGAGGCAUCUGCCACUUCCAGUUCCUCAUUUAUCAAUGAGCAGGUUUACUGUUGUGAAGGGAAACUUUUUAACCCAGACCACUAUAUUAUCCUAAAUUUAACCAAUUAGACUGUGAUAACUAAAAUGAAUCAAGAAAUAUCCACUGCAUAAAAAUACCAGGAAGUGAAAGUAAAAAGCAAGUUAAUAAAAGCAAACUAGAAGUGAAAAGGACCAAAGUGCAGAACACAAUCCUUGUCUUACUUUGUUGGGAUCCUACGGCAAUUUUGUGGAAGAGAAAGAACUGAGAAGAAGACAGAUUUGGAAAGUGAAGCAGGUUGUGAGUGAAAAAGUGGUGUCGUGGCCAAAAAGCUCCUGCUUUGUUAAUGCACUGUGUGCAGGCGUGUUGGCACUCACAGCAUUUUAGGUCAUUUCUGACUGAAAGUUCUCACAGAUUACAUCUCCACUGACAGUCUGACCCUGGAGAACAACUCAUGAUGUGAAUGUUAAAACAAGGAACACAUCCUGGUUCCACUCCUGACCUGAUGUGCCGGGAAACUCUGGAAUCCUUAGUUUUUGUUUUCUAACCACAGGCUGACAUACGAUGAUGCAGAGGAGGAGUCGGAUAGUCUGAAGAAGUUUGUGAGAACUUGCUAACAAACUAAUUUUAGCACAUUAGCUAGGAAAGCCUUGAUGUUGACAACCUCAGUUUAAUAAAACAGGCAAGUUGAACAGGAUGUUCCUCAACCACUUCCAAUGUGAAGAAUUAAUUUUUCAUUAAUACUUCUACUCCUCCUGUCGAUAUUGACCACAUUACCAUGGUGUACAUUGCUCAAUUAAAGAGCUAAAUGUAAAAUUUCAUGCUGCUUUUAUUAAAAGAAUCUUACUAA
Molecule: messenger RNA, 5593 nt
Organism: Haplochromis burtoni (Burton's mouthbrooder)
Lineage: Eukaryota; Metazoa; Chordata; Actinopteri; Cichliformes; Cichlidae
Product: stonustoxin subunit beta
Exons: 4
Coding region: 112-1053 (313 amino acids)
Molecular function (GO): protein binding
Source: RefSeq, a predicted model, not a curated record